Molecule: messenger RNA, 490 nt
Organism: Drosophila willistoni
Lineage: Eukaryota; Metazoa; Arthropoda; Insecta; Diptera; Drosophilidae
Product: leucine-rich repeat extensin-like protein 3
Exons: 1
Coding region: 67-333 (88 amino acids)
Source: RefSeq, a predicted model, not a curated record
GUUUCCUCGCAAUCAUAAAAUUUAGUUAGUGAGUUAGUUAGACUCUUAGUCAGAGGAAAAGGAGUCAUGUACAAUCCCGGCUACCAAGUGGACGUCAUUGAUCCCUACUAUCCGCCACCUGUGGAGGUUAUCGAUUUCAUGCCACCACCGCCGCCACCCACCGUUGAGGUAAUAAUGCCGCCACCAGCCUAUGGUCAACCAACUGUGGUGAUUGAGCAACCCUAUGGCCAGCCCCCACCCCCAUCAGGACCGUCUCAGGGUGAGAUGGAAUGCUGUCUCAUGUUGGGCGCUUGUUGCGUCAUGGAAGAGUGCGGCCUGUGUGUCAUCUCGUGAAGUGCCUAAAAGGAGUUAACAGUGGUUAAUAAAUGUGCAAAUAGUUAGGCAAAAUCAGUUUAUUUACAAAUAAAUAGUCUAGGCUGUACGACAACUACAACAAUAUAAUUACUCAAACUAAUGAAAUUCAAUAAAUAAUACAAAAACACAAACGAAA